Syzygium oleosum is the source of this 1386-nucleotide messenger RNA. Its product is annotated as B3 domain-containing protein At2g36080-like. Bases 111 to 1085 code for a protein of 324 amino acids. The record is from RefSeq and is a predicted model, not a curated record. Lineage: Eukaryota; Viridiplantae; Streptophyta; Magnoliopsida; Myrtales; Myrtaceae. The transcript is spliced from 4 exons. Gene Ontology annotation, molecular function: DNA-binding transcription factor activity; DNA binding.
UCAUCACGCCUCUUCCUCCCUCCUUCUCCCCUCCUCUUCCCAUCUUUUCCAAAGCAAAUAUCACCAAUCUCUAUCGCUCUCCUCCCUCUCUCUCUCUCUCUCUCUCUGAAAUGUCUAUAAACCAUUUCUCUCAAGACCUUCCAGAAACACUGUGGUGGACUAACCCUCAAAGCCACCAGGACCACCACCAGCACCACCAACAGCAGUCCUUCAUGGACAUUCCUUCUUCAUCGCCUUCCAAACCACACCACCACCAAUUCUCGACCGCCCCUUGGACCUUCCACCACGGCCACAACGCCACCACUCUCAAUUUCAACCUAAACCGCGAGGACGACGACGAUCUCGACGAGCAAGUCAUCGACGGCGGACACGGCGAAGAGCCGGGGGUGCCGUCGGAGCUCGACAAGGAAGUGCUGUUCGAGAAGCCGCUGACGCCGAGCGAUGUCGGGAAGCUCAACCGCCUUGUCAUACCGAAGCAGCACGCCGAGAAGUACUUCCCAUUGGGCGGCGACUCGGUCGACAAGGGGCUACUGCUGAGCUUCGAGGACGAGUCGGGCAAGUUUUGGAGAUUCAGGUAUUCGUACUGGAGUAGUAGCCAGAGCUACGUGCUGACCAAAGGGUGGAGCCGCUACGUGAAGGAGAAGAGGCUCGAUGCCGGCGACGUCGUCUUCUUCAAGCGCCACCGUGCGAACGGCGAGCGGAUCUUCAUCGGGUGGAGGAGGCGCGGGACGGCGGCUGCUCAAGAGAGCAGUGGUGCGGCGGCGGCGGGCGGCGACGGGUGGGGGAGGAGGAGGGCGGUGUACUCGGACUCGGAGCACCACCAUCAUCAUGAUCAACCGCAUCAGCAUCCAAAUUUUGCUUACCCUACGCACCAGGGAGAUGAUGGGCCUCCUGUGCCAUACCGACCAGACUGUACUCAUGCAGGAUCGGAUGGCAGAAAAUCGGGGAAUUCAAAAGGGUUACUGAGGUUAUUCGGAGUGAACAUGGAGUACCAGGUCGACGAGCCCGAGCCGUCGACAUCCGAGGGCUUGUCCUUGUCGCCUUGCCACCGUCAUCCGUUGCAGCGCCGUCAGUACUUACUCUGAUUACCUUCCUUCCACUGUGACAUGGACAUCGCUUUGUCUCAAGAUGUCAACCGGGAUGAGAGAAGUUGCCGAGGAUGGAGAUCUGUUGGAUGUGACGUCCUCUCUGUUUUCUCGAUGGACAAAAGUUGAACCCCCCACUUGGGAGGUCAAAAGAUUUCUGUCAAGAAAUAGAAAGGAUUCCAGAUGUUAAAUAUUUCUUUUUUGCAAAGGGCUUGAGAGAGAGAGAGAAGAAAGAAAAGGACGAGAGAAAAUCCCAGAUUUUCUGGGGAAAAAUAUAUAAUUUUCCUAGGCCACGAGACAA